AUGGCAUCGUCUUCGCAGACCCUCGUCAAGCUCGACUUCAAGGAGACUCUCAUCCAGCAGGGCAAACGCGAGACUACGGAUACCCUGCUCAAAAGAUUGAAGACUUUAAGGCAGAAGCUGUCUGUUCUUGAGCAGGAUGCCACCGACACGAAAACCCUGGAUCCUGUGAGGAAGCCGCUCAUCCAUCAAACAAUAUUACAUCACAAAGAUCGAGGAGUGCGAGUGUACGCUGCUUGCUGCCUGGCCGACUUGCUGAAAUUAUACGCACCGGAUGCGCCUUACAGCGAUGUCCAGCUCCGGGACAUCUUUCAAUUCUUCCAUACUCAAAUCACCCAGAACCUUCGCCCCACCACUUCUCAUGCGCGCCCGCAAGGAAAGAACAAAGCCCCCGACGCGUCCCAGACUACGCUCAACCAGCGAAUCACCGACAUUCCCUACUAUCCCGAUUAUUAUUACCUUAUCGAAAGUCUCGCGACGAUCAAGAGUAUUGUCUUGAUCUGUGACGUCCCUGGAGCGGAGGAACUCAUGGAUGGUUUCUUCAGCGGCUUCAUCGAGAUUGCGAGGCCGGAUAUGAGCAAGACGCUCAUGAGAUACAUGCGGGAUGUGCUGGUGUCGAUCAUCGAAGAAGCGAGUACGCUCCCGCAAGGGGUGAUGGACAGCAUCAUCAACGAAUUUGUGCAGCACUCUUCUAAACCAGAGACGCCCUCGUUCCAGCUUAUUGUCGACGUCUGCAACGAAGUUGCCGACAAGCUCAAGCAUCCCUUCUACGCCCACUUCUCCCAGAUUCAGCUCGACCAUGGUGUUGACCCCAGCCCCAACGACCUCAAGAUUCUCUCUCAAUCCCACGACCUUCUCCUCACCAUCAAUCGCUUCUGUCCUGAUACUCUCUUGCUAGCCGUCCCGCGUUUGGAGGAAAACUUGCAGGCGGCGGAUGAAGUCCCUCUUCGUUCGCUAUCCACUCGAACGUUGGGCCACUUGUUUACGCAACGAGCAGGGGCUGGUGGAGCCGGUACAAGUGGUGAUGACAAUCCGGCGAAGAAGUAUCCUUCGACAUGGAGGGCGUGGCUCACGAAGCAAGUGGACAAGGCAGUGCCUGUCAGGCUGGCUUGGGUGGAGACGACGAGGGGUAUCUUAGUAAAUCACCCCGCUGUCAGGCAGCAGCUGGAGGAGGCUAUGGUCGGCCGUCUGGCAGAUCCUGAUGAGAAAGUUAGGGGAACCAUGAGCAGAGUGUUGGGUUCGUUAGACUAUGAGACAGCUCUUCACCAUGUUCAGCCCAAGACGCUUCGAGCUCUGGGUGAUCGUAUACUCGACAAGAGGUCAUCAGUGCGAAGCGAAGCGUUGAACGCGUUGGCCAAAUUGUGGGAAUCAGCGUUCUCCGAGAUUGAGGCUGGUGACGAUGGAGCGAUCAAGCAGUUCGGGUGGAUUCCUCAAGCCAUCAUCGCUGCUAUCCUCAAGGGCGAACUUCCCAUGGACAUGAGGGCGCAAAUCAUCAGUGUCUUCAAAAAAUCCAUCCUCCCCCUGCCGGCGGACGGGGACGACGACGAAGAUUGGGUGGACAAGUUCUUGCUUGUCGCAUCUACAUUGGACGAGCAUGCGCAGAACGGUUUGGUCAAUCUGACAAACCUCAGAGGCAUCGCUGAAGGCACAUAUCCCUUCGCUGCUUUUGCCGAGUUCUGUGAAAAGUAUCAGGGUGGUAUGAGUGACAGUCCGACCGAUCUCAAACCUCAAAUGAACUAUCUUGUACAAGCUGUUUCCACCAAAGUCUUUGGUGACUCACAACAGGCUAGAAAACAUAUACAAGCCUUUGUCGAUCUGAAUGAGCCCAGGCUUUACAAGCUCUACAGGACAUGUGUCGACUUUUCCUCUAGUCUCGCUAACAUCAUCAAAGCUCGUAAUGAGUUCUUACGUCGAGUCCACCAAUCUCACGAAGACCUCCUCCCGGUUCUCACCGUAUUACUCGACAACUCUGCAUUCGAUCUCAUCAACCACUCCAGCAUUCCCACCUUACUCAAGCGUCUGCAAAAGCCGGAUUCCACCAAGCGUGCGGCUACAACUUCCCGUUUCCUUGUGGUCAUCGCAAAGGAAUGCGCGCCAAUGUACAAGACGCAUGUGGCGGAACUUGUUGCGUGUAUAUCGGACAAGAAGAACACGAAAUUGGUAGAGGUGGCAUUGCAAGGGCUGGCUGCUGUGAGCAAGGUUUGCCCGGAUGUGGCACCUAAUGAGAGUCGACUUAUUGAGAGGGUCAUCAAACUUGGUCAUGAGGGCACCUAUCGACAGGGAAAGUUCGCCGCCCGUUUCCUCGGCAAGAUUCAGAACUCUGACCUCAACUGUGGCAAAUUGAUCGACGCCAUCUUGAAAGCCAUCGACUAUACGGAGGAAGGGGCGUAUGAAAAACACCUGACCUAUCUUACCGCCUUCACCGAACUUGCUCGAGCGUCUCCCAAGACUUUCACCGCCAAGGUCAAAGAAAUCAUCAAGUAUGUCUUGGACGAAAUAAUGCUCCAACCGUCCCCGUCACAAGAAGUGGAUGGAGAUGAGUGGGUGAACAUCGACGAGUUGGAGUCCCUCGACCACGCAAAGAUUAUCGGCCUGCGACUCUUCACAAGCUACUGCCUGACAUUCGUCAAGGAUCCAGAGGCCGAAGAGCUGCUCAAACCGGCACUCAAUUUGUUGACAUCGGUCCUGGGUAAUGACGGUAUGGUCGACCAGAAUACUGCAGAAGGUGGCCCAGCUAGGUGUCACAUGCGUUUGCGAGCUGCGCUCUGCCUUCACAAACUGGCCCAAGCACCAAGAUUCGAAAAGAUCAUCACUGCCCCUGACAACUUUGAGCUUAUGGGUGGUUGUGUCCAGGAUCCUUGCUUCAUGGUUCGAAACAUAUGGUUGAAAAAACUACAAAAGAACCUGAAGUACCAGACUAUCUCUCCCAAAUGGAAUAUCAUUCCGGCAUUGGCAGCCAUGGAUCCUGAUCAAGACAACAUCAUCAUUGCGAAGUCUAUCCUUACAAAUAUACCCCGACGCUGUAAACAGAAACCUGCCGAUGUUCGGAUACAACAUAUCGAACUUCCUUUCUCUCGACUGAUACUCCACCUCGCUCAUCAUCCGGACCUCAGAUGGCACGAAGCCGACGAGGAUGAAGAAGACAACGAGGACGAUGAAGACGACGAUGAAGCGGAGAAGAAGCCAAAAGUCAAGGAAGGCAUUACUGAUAUCCAGAAUUUGAAAGAGAUUGCUAGGUUCAUCGAACUUUACCUCGACUGCCUAUCUCACAAAGACAACAUCGGUCUCUUCUACUACAUCGCCGGGCAAAUCAAAUCCUUCCGCGAUAGAUUUCGAGAGAACAACAAACCUCUCUAUGCCCUUUCCGAGCUUGCGCAACUAAUCAUUCGUAAUCGGGCCGAGAAACAUCAAUGGCCCUUACAGGUCUACAACAACCGGAUCGCGCUGCCCAAGGACUUGUUCCAUAGGCCGGAUAACCCAGAAGAGAGAGCCAAAACACAAAAGACGCAGUUCUUGAGCGAGGAGGCGAGAGCCUGGGCGAAGUCGCUCGGGAAAAGGGCUAUCGGAGGGCUGAACGUUCGUCGACCAACCGACUCGAACGCAUCCCCUCGUAAACGGCACCAGACCGCUCGAAAAGUUGGAGCCCCUCGCAAGAAGCGGCGUGUCGACACAUCUGAUGAAGACUCGGACGGCUCGUCCAGUGUCUCAGAGUCCGAUGUAGAGACCAUUGUUGGCGACGUUGCCCAGGAGUCUGGUGACGAUGAGGAUGACGAGGCCGUGAUGGGCCGCGGGGGCCGGAGGGGAGCGAAGACGAAAGCGAAAAAGAUUGUCAAUAAGAAGAAGAACAAGGCGGGGAAGAAGUCUGAAGGGGCAAACGCGAAGAGCGACCAGAUGGACAUUGAUGGCUCAUCGUAG
Messenger RNA from Cryptococcus wingfieldii CBS 7118, 3912 nucleotides. RefSeq names its product sister chromatid cohesion protein PDS5. Gene Ontology annotation, biological process: mitotic sister chromatid cohesion; DNA repair. The record is from RefSeq and is a predicted model, not a curated record. Gene Ontology annotation, cellular component: chromatin; nucleus. Lineage: Eukaryota; Fungi; Basidiomycota; Tremellomycetes; Tremellales; Cryptococcaceae. Bases 1 to 3912 code for a protein of 1303 amino acids. The transcript has 20 exons.